UAUUGAAAACUAGACAGACCUUAAUAGUGUGUUUAUUUAGCAUUUUGUCUUUAUCACUGGUAUUGGAUGGGAUGUGGGAUGGAUAGAUCCGGUCGGAUCGAAUGGAAAGAAUGCAAAGCACUCCUUCGCCAGAUCGCUUGGGGCCUCAGUGGUUUUGUUUCCCUAGGAACUAGUUGCUUAGGUCUAAUAACUUUAACUGCUUCACACGGAUCUGGACUGCCUCAAACGAACAAGGCGAGCUCGCACGCAUGUUCGCGUUGUUUUGACGAGAAAGUGGAUUUACACAGCGCAAAGGGAGAUCGACUUGCUGACUAGCAUACCGCAAUAAAAUCUCGGACGGCUUUGGGCCAGCAGUUAUGUGGGAGCAGAGCGUGACCCAUUCUCACGCCAUCCGUGUAGCGUGAAACUACAAGCCAGGCGUCAUGACGCAGAGAGAUGCCCUGGAGUCUGUGGUACCUAUGGUGAACCGCUGGCUUGAAGGGGUGCAUUCUGCUAUGAAACAUGGGACAUUUUAUGGAGCCAAUGAAUAUGAGGAAUGUAUCCAGGCAGAUGAUAACGAAGACGAAUCAAGCGCAAACCUGCCCCCAGGUAGCGCCAUCUACAAUGAACUCAUUCAUGAACAAUCGAGGAUCCCAAAAAUACAUCAUAAGUUGCAAAGACACAAAGAUAUCAACUGUAAUUUCGAGGUACCAUCAGAGUAUCCUGGACUACAUGGCGACCCUACGGCUUCCAAGUCCUUGUCAACAGACGAUAUCCCAUUAUGCUUCGAUAGCAGUGAACGGCAGAACUAUUUACUUGCUCGAAACACCGUCAGAGAGUCAUUCGACUCGACCGCCGUUCAGCGGCCGUUCUCGCCGGCAUCGACAGUUGAACAGCUCUCUCUAGGAGGCGACGAAGUACUAGAUCUACACCCGCAAUUUCGUAAAUUGAAUUUGAUGAGAAGAGCGUCGGAUGGAAUGAUAAACCCUCAAAUGGUCAAGCGGCUGAAUAGUCAAUGGGAGACGUCGCGUUCUAUCAGUGAUGUACGUUGUCCUAGCCGCGAUUCCAGCGCUCACUCUAGUCGCCCUUCCACCCCUAGAGUCUCGGGGUCAAGUGGAGGCGGCAGAGUCAAAUUGCCCUCGCUUUGUCAGCAAGUCAGUCCUCGGUCCAGGGAUAGCAGCAGAUACGGAGACCAUGUACCGGCCAUCGUGAGGUCUGAUGACGAAGAAUGCAGUGUGUCAAGUUCGUGUUCCAGUAACAGGUCAGAGCCACAUGGCGAACGCAUCAGAAGUCUGCACCCUGCGCAACCUCAGGACGCACCAGUCCUUGCGCAACGGAACGUACAACACCUGAGACUACAACGCCGUGGCUCCCUUCCCGCUGUCAUGUCAGCCAUGAGGCAUCGCGGGCUCCCUAAAGUCCUGGAGGAAAGCCCUGCGCAGGCGCUCAAAUGCCAAGAGGAGCCGGCACUCGUGGUACGACCGAAUCUCAAGAUCCCGAGGCAUCGAAUGCGCUCCAGGAGUCUUGACGGGCAGCUAGGAACGCCUGCCCAGUUUGCACAAUACAAGAUACGCAAGCUAAUGGAGAUGAAAAAAGAAAAAGAGUGACACAUGAAAGUCACACCAUGCCAUGAACAACGUAUCGAAAUUCUUCAAAAUAACAGUGGGCUGACGACGCGAUAAGCUAACGCAAAUACAACAACAAAAAUAGUCUAGCCAUAAUGCCUUGCUUUCCCUGAAUUUUCUCUAUGUGGGGGUUUUUGAAAGAUUAACAAUAAUCUAGACAGGCAAGGGUUAGGAUAUUCAAUAAUUAGUAUAAAUCGACGUCUGUAGACAGUGUCACACGUACGCUUAUUCUCUCGCAACUUGUUGUAUAAAAAAAGCAAGGUGCAUGCGCGUUUUGCACGUGUGACACCUCCUAAGCAACUUGAUAUUCUCUUCUCAAAGUUAAACUUGAAGUAGGACGGACGUUUUUCUUCAAGUCGCGGCAAUAACUUCGGGUGUGACGACAUGGGCGUACGCUUGACAAGUCUCAGCCAAAUAGUAAACGCGUGACAGAGUCUUAAACAGGGCAGUAUUUAGGCAACUUUUGCUUGAGCACAUAUAUCUAUACGAGAUUGUCCAGUUUAACAGCUAAACGCAAAUCUCGUGGAAACAUGCAUUAGCCACCACAAGUCAGAACUUGUGGACCAAGUUUAGUCAAUGGAAAAAAAGUAGGCUCAAAUUUGUGACAGUCAUCAUAACCGAAUAUAAAAUAAAAACAGGAAAAACA
Messenger RNA from Nematostella vectensis (starlet sea anemone), 2250 nucleotides. RefSeq lists its product as uncharacterized. The record is from RefSeq and is a predicted model, not a curated record. Bases 423 to 1586 code for a protein of 387 amino acids. The transcript is spliced from 5 exons. Lineage: Eukaryota; Metazoa; Cnidaria; Anthozoa; Actiniaria; Edwardsiidae.